Molecule: messenger RNA, 2191 nt
Organism: Planococcus citri (citrus mealybug)
Lineage: Eukaryota; Metazoa; Arthropoda; Insecta; Hemiptera; Pseudococcidae
Product: vitellogenin receptor-like
Exons: 12
Coding region: 146-2053 (635 amino acids)
Biological process (GO): canonical Wnt signaling pathway; receptor-mediated endocytosis
Cellular component (GO): apical plasma membrane; signaling receptor complex; plasma membrane
Molecular function (GO): hormone binding; Wnt-protein binding; Wnt receptor activity
Source: RefSeq, a predicted model, not a curated record
AAAAUAUAGAUGACUACCGGUUUGUUAAAAUACUUAUUUUACUGUGUCAGUUGUUAAGCAGAGUCGCCAAAAAAACACGUUGGUUUCUUACAUUAUUUUAUACCAGUCAAUUAAAUGUCAUUGGUAGGAGAAGAAAUUUUCAUUUAUGAGCAUGGUCCGGUUUUUGUUCAUUUCCAUUUUAUCUCUUGUUUACCUCAUCUGUGAGGUUUCUGUUUCAACAUUACCGUGUCAUUUUCGAUGCCAAGAUGGUAACUACCUUUUUGAUGGCUCCUUUUGCGAUGGCAAUUCUGACUGUUCAAAUGGAGAUGAUGAAAGUUACGGAUGUGAUAGGGCAAAAUGUGGCAGUCGCAAAUUCAAGUGUACAGAUGGAACAUGUUUAAAUAUAAGGGUUCGCUGCGAUAAUAAAAAUGAUUGUACCGAUGGUUCUGAUGAACGAAACUGUGGUGACGAAAUCGAUACAGACGAAUGUCCAUCGCGCGAAGGUAGCUUUUUUUGUGACGAUGAAUCAAAAUGUAUCGACUUCAAACAUGUUUGCGAUGAUUCUUGUAACUGCGCGGAUUGUUCUGACGAACGGACUGGUUGUUCUAAAUAUGAUAACUAUAUAUGCGACAAGUGUUCUGACACUUGCCGCUCGACGACGCACGAAGCUCAUAAAUUUAGUACAGCUCCAUCGAAGGAAAUUAUUCUUUCACCUUGUAAAGGAUGUGAGUUUUCGCAUUCGUGUGAUCAAAAAUGCCUAUCAAUUGAACAGUCAAAAGAACGAUGCGUUUGCGACGAAAAUUACCAGUCAUAUCCAUUGAACAAUUACACUCUGGAAACGUCAUGUAAGAGCAAUGUAUCCUACGAAAAUGCGAUCCUUUAUUCGACUACAGACGAAAUUAAAUUGUACAACUUUACAUCUAAUACUACGAUUACCUUUCGAAGUAACGUUGACUGUACAGCUUUAGCCGCUGCUCACGAUUACAUAUAUUAUGCGACAUUUUCCAAUAAUAUUGGGUUCAUUUUCAAAACAUCGAUUAUUUCUAAUCAAACGAAAAUGAUUGUUGACUCUGACUAUCCAAUUUUAUCAAUGGAUGUUGACUGGAUUACGGGUAAUAUCUAUUUCACAACUGAAGAGUCGAUAUCAGUUUGUUCGAAUAAUGGUCAAACUUGCGCGAAGUUGAGAUCCUGCUCAAAUUGCCACCUCAAACUGGCCCCUAAAUUAGGCAGUUUGAUGUUCUGGAACGAAGAUACCACAUUAUAUCGCUCUGCCAUGGAUGGAUCAAAGGAAGAAAAUUUCAGUAGAGUUACAGAAAUGUUCGAACGGAUUAAUUUUUUUAAUUAUUCGCGGCUGCUAUUUGCGAUAGAUGAAGCAAAAGAAAGUGUGUUUUUGGCGCAUGAAUUGCCAUUUCCGUUGGUAACUUGGUCGAGAUUAUACUCAAACAUGCACACACAGUUUCUGAUACGAGGCAACUUCGAUGGAAAGGAGUUAGUCGAUUUUGAUGAAUUCGAAAAUGUCGUAUACUUCACUUUGGAAGACACCAAUGAAAUUUUUCACAGCGACAAUAUGAAGCAGUACACGAAUUCCCGAAGCAUACUUAUUGAUCAAAAUGCAACUGCUAUAAAAAUUAUAUAUGUUUACAAUCGUCUGUUACAGCGCACCAAGAUACCAAAUCCAUGCAAUGAAACAUCAUGUUCAUUAUGCCUGCUAAAGCCUUUUUCACCAUUCAUAGGUUUAAAUUGGGCUUGCGCAUGCGGCAAUCUCACUAAAUACGAUCAUAAGUUUAUUUGCGCAAGCAAUAUAGAUUCAGCAUCAAACACUAUUCCGGAUGCAACUGCAAAAAAGCGAGAAGUCUAUGAUGUUUAUAAUCCUCCUCCAUCGUGGAUUAGAAAAAAUUCUUCAUCGAAAACCGAAACAGUGUCUAUUGCAAGAUACCUUGUCAUGAUUGGUCUGACUCUGAUUGGUAUUGCAGCUGGUGCAGGAGUUCUCUUAUUUUAUCUGCGUUAUAAGAGAAAAAUAAUCGAGAACGAUGAUUGCAUUCGCGAGGCAUUGUAUGGGGAUGGUGAUUUGUGAAGUUUAUAAUAUUCCAAUUGAUCUAUAGAUUUCGGAUUGUAAUUUAUAGGAACAAAUUUGUAUUAUUUCGAAACACCUAUCUACAUGAAUUUGUCACUUGUGAGGGCCAAUUCCAAAUAUACAAUGCUUUUGAUAAAA